ACAAUUAAAUUACAAGAAAAGACAAUAAUCUAAUAAAGCAUCAUAAAUCUUCGUUGAGUUUUAUUUUUCCCACACAACCUUUGAUAAAUCAAACAUGGUUACUCCAAACAUUUCACAAAACCAAAAACCAAGGACCACUAGAACCCUCAAAAUCUGCUUAUUGGUCUCUACAAUUUUCUUAAUCAUUGUUGCCACAAUAAUUUUAUCAUUAGUUUUCACAAUCUUUAAACCAAAGAACCCAAUUGUAAAUGUCUACCCAAUUGGACUCAAAAACCUUAAAUUUUUCCAACCAAAUCUAACUAGUGUACCAUUAAACAUGGUAGUUACAAUAAAGAACCCAAAUUAUGGAACUUUCAAGACCAAAAAUUCCACUGGUUAUAUUAAUUUUCAAGACACUAUAGUAGCUAAAGUUCCUAUAGGACCAAAUAUUUUCCCUGGUCAUAAGACAACUAAUGUAAGCACUAUUGCUGAUCUUAUGAUUGGAAUAUUGAUUUCUGAUCAGAAGUUUUUGUCAGAUGUUGGAGAAGAUGGGUCUUUUAAUUUGACAGCAAAGGCUACACUUCAGGGAAAAGUGCAUUUGAUUAACGUUUUAAAGGUAAAGGCAACGGUUAAUAUUUUUUGUGAUGUCUUUUUUAAUAUAAGUUCAUUGGAUACUGAUUCCUAUUGCAUAACCAAAAUCAAGUUGUGAUUGUUGGCUUCCAAUUGGUGGAAUUUUCGUAUUUUCGUAUUCACUAGUAAUGUUACUUAUAUAUCUUUCCGGUCACAAAUAUAAGUAAAAGUACAUUUUUUAAUUCAUUGAAUAACAAAUAUAUCUUGUCUAUAUUAUAGUCUAAAUACAUAUGUUAUUCGAUAAAUCUAAAAAAUGCAUUUUUCUUAUAUUUAUGGCAGGAGGAAAUAUGUAUAGUAACUGGAGAAACAAUAUUGUUUACAUUUAAUCUUAGAAUUUAAAGUAAGAAAGGUAGUGGUUGAUAUUGUAAUGA
This is a messenger RNA of Trifolium pratense (red clover), 980 nucleotides long. RefSeq lists its product as uncharacterized. NCBI's taxonomy places the organism in Eukaryota, Viridiplantae, Streptophyta, Magnoliopsida, Fabales, Fabaceae. The record is from RefSeq and is a predicted model, not a curated record. Bases 95 to 688 code for a protein of 197 amino acids. The transcript has a single exon.